This is a messenger RNA of Rosa chinensis, 1624 nucleotides long. Its product is annotated as aspartyl protease family protein 2. The transcript has a single exon. Lineage: Eukaryota; Viridiplantae; Streptophyta; Magnoliopsida; Rosales; Rosaceae. Gene Ontology annotation, molecular function: aspartic-type endopeptidase activity. Gene Ontology annotation, biological process: proteolysis. The record is from RefSeq and is a predicted model, not a curated record. The coding region runs from base 32 to 1369 and encodes 445 amino acids.
UCUCACUUUGGUCUUCACUCCCUUCUCAACAAUGGUCUCACUCUCCCAACUCCCAUUCUUCUUCUUCUGCUUCUUCUUCUUCACAACCCUCUGCAACUCCCAACACUACCUCCAACUCCCGCUUCUCCAUACAGACCCCUUCCCCACACCCUCCCAAGCCCUCUCUCUCGACACCCACCGCCUCUCUCUCCUCCACAACCACAACCGCCGCCGCUCCGCCACCUCCCCCGUCGUCUCCGGCGCCUCCACCGGCUCCGGCCAGUACUUCGUCCACCUCCGCCUCGGCUCUCCCCCCCAGAGCCUCCUCCUCGUCGCCGACACCGGCAGCGAUCUCGUCUGGCUCCGCUGCUCCGCCUGCAAAAACUGCUCUAAUCGGAGCCCCGGCUCCGCUUUCCUCGCCCGCCACUCCACCACAUUCUCACCCUACCACUGCUACGACUCCACCUGCGACCUCGUCCCCCGACCCGACCCGAGUCCGUGUAACCAUACCCGGCUCCACAGCCCCUGUCGCUACGAGUAUUCCUACUCCGACGGAUCCAGAACCGCCGGCUUCUUCUCCAGAGAAACCACCACUCUAAACACCAGCUCCGGGACACCGGCGAAGCUCUCCGACUUGGCGUUCGGGUGCGGGUUUGAUGUUUCGGGUCCGAGCUUAACCGGGGCGAGCCUCGGCGGGGCCCACGGCGUCAUGGGCCUGGGAAGAGGCCCAAUCUCGUUUGUCUCGCAGCUGGGUCGCCGAUUCGGGAACAAAUUCUCCUACUGUCUACUGGACUACACCCGAUCGCCGCCGCCGACGAGUUACCUCAGGAUCGGAGCCUCCAAAUCCGACGUCGUUUCGAAACUGAGCUUCACACGCUUGCUGCUCAACCCUCUCUCCCCUACAUUUUACUACAUUGGUAUCAAGUCCGUCUCCGUCAACGGCGUUAAAUUACCUGUUCGCCCCUCCGUUUGGUCCCUCGACGAGCUCGGUAACGGCGGCACGGUGAUCGACUCGGGGACGACGUUAACUUUCUUGCCCGAGCCGGCUUACCGUCUAAUCCUGGCGGCGUUUAGACGGAGCUUGAAGAAGCUGGCUAGCCGAGCCGAGCCGACUCCGGGGUUCGAUCUCUGUGUCAACGUGUCGGGUUUAGCGCGGGCGAGACUACCAAAGCUGAGUUUCGGACUCGCAGGUGGCUCGGUUUUCGCGCCGCCGCCGGGGAACUAUUUCAUUGAGACAAUGGAUCGGGUCGAGUGCUUGGCGAUCCAACCCGUUGAUUCCGGGUCGGGCUUUUCGGUGAUAGGGAAUCUUAUGCAACAAGGAUUCUUGUUUGAGUUUGACAAGGACCGCUCGCGGCUCGGUUUUUCACGUCAUGGCUGCGCGCUUCAGUGACCCGGCCCAAAACUCUCUCUCUCUUUAUUUUUUAUUAUUAUUAUCAUUUUUUUUUUGGCUUUUUUGAAUUUAAUAAUUAAUUUAAUUCAUAUUUAUGAGUAUAUUAAAUGUGCACACUCUGAGUUCUCUUUUGUAUUUACACUUACUUUUUUCUUUUAGAGACUUUCUGCUUUCUUUUUUAGGAGUAAACGAUGACCUUUUUUUAAAAUUUAGUUGAAAAGCUAGUUGUAUACGUAUUACAAAGAAAUUUCCGAG